GGCUCCCAGGACAGUCACACACUUGGCCUCUGUGGUGCUCUGUGGCCUGGCUGGGGGAUGGGGGUAUGCACAAUCUGAGGACACACUGGAAUAUUCAGUACGUGCUCCGUGGAAGCAGACCCAGCUGGAAAAGCAGCCUACCCCACAAAGGACCCCUCAGGAAUGAAGCCGCUUUUCAGGUUCCGAGGCGCUGUGGGCUCUCUUGCUCUCCUUAAAUAGUCAGGCCUCCCUCCUACGGCUACAAGGAGUCCACCUGGAGCACCACCCACGGCCGGCUCACCGCUCGCCUGCCUCCCGUCCUUGCCCUCCUGGGUCAUCUGCAAGAGCUCUGUUCCGCUGUUCUGCUUUUAGCCACACCAUGAAUGGCCUGGAGACAGCCCCACCGAGUCUGACUGACAACUCCUCCCUAGCUUACUCUGAGCAAUGUGGACAGGAGACCCCACUAGAGAACAUGCUCUUCGCUUGCUUCUACCUUCUGGAUUUCAUCCUAGCCUUUGUGGGCAAUUCUCUGGCCCUGUGGCUUUUCAUAUGGGACCACAAGUCAGGCACCCCGGCCAACGUGUUCCUGAUGCACCUGGCUGUGGCCGACUUGUCCUGUGUACUGGUCCUGCCUACCCGGCUGGUUUAUCACUUCUCCGGGAAUCACUGGCCAUUUGGGGAAAUCCCAUGCCGGCUCACCGGCUUCCUCUUCUACCUCAAUAUGUAUGCCAGCAUCUACUUCCUCACCUGCAUCAGCGCCGACCGGUUCCUGGCCAUCGUGCACCCAGUCAAGUCCCUCAAGCUCCGAAGACCUCUAUAUGCCCACCUGGCCUGUGCCUUCCUGUGGGUGGUGGUGGCUGUGGCUAUGGCCCCACUUCUAGUGAGCCCCCAGACGGUGCAGACCAACCACACAGUUGUCUGCCUGCAGCUGUACCGGGAGAAGGCCUCCCAUCACGCCCUGGCCUCCCUGGCUGUGGCUUUUACCUUCCCUUUCAUCACCACGGUCACCUGCUACCUGCUGAUCAUCCGCAGCCUGCGCCAGGGCCCCCGCAUAGAGAAGCACCUCAAGAACAAAGCUGUCCGCAUGAUCGCUAUGGUUCUGGCCAUCUUCCUCAUCUGCUUUGUGCCCUACCACAUCCACCGCUCAGUCUACGUGCUUCACUACCGCGGCGGCGGCGGCGGCGGCGGCGGCGGGAUGUCCUGCUCUGCUCAGCGCGCCCUGGCCCUAGGGAACCGCAUCACCUCGUGUCUCACCAGCCUCAACGGGGCCCUGGACCCUGUCAUGUACUUCUUCGUGGCUGAGAAGUUCCGCCACGCCUUGUGCAACUUGCUCUGCAGCAAACGGCUGGCAGGCCCACCUCCCAGCUUUGAAGGAAAAACCAACGAGAGCUCCCUGAGUGCCCGAUCCGAGCUGUGAGCCUUGAACUGUGUGAGCCUUGAGCUGUGAGCCUUGAGCAAGGAGGUCCUGUCACCAGGCCAGCUGUAGACUGUUGUAGGAGGACCGGCUCUCCACUGGGGCACACGCUCGAGACCAGAGCCAGCUAAAGAAGUCUAUGCUCCCUCGCCACUUCCUGAGCAAAUAAACUAACAUGUCAGCAGCUCUUGCCCUGCUCCAAGGUCUUAACGGCAAGGCCAUCCAGUCUGAGCAACUCCACCAAGAGGUGGGGACUGACUACAGGAUGCCCUGCCCACCCUUCCACAGGGACUGGGUUGGCCUGCCUUAUUUACAGCUCCCAGACACUCAGUGACUUCACUGGUACUAAAUAGGAAAGGGAGCCACAGGGACAUUUCUGGAACAAUGGAGAUCUUUCUUCCCCACGAAACUUCCAGCUUCCUUCAUACUGCAGAGGCCCACAGCAACAAAGCCCGACAGAAUAACCCAGAAAGCAAGCUGCCCAGGACCCCGAAAAGGAAGCAGCACAAAUCUCAAUGGGACUAGAGGGGCAUCUAAUAUUUCCUUUGAAGUGCCUGGUAUAUCGCGUAUCCCUACAGAGUCCUUGCCUGCCUUGGGAGGUGAUCUCGUUCCGAGCUUGGGGGACACAGACUCUCUAAUAGCCACACAUGAGCACAUUUCAGCCUGACUGCAAGUGAGUCCAGCAAACACAGCUCUGGACUCCCCUGCUGUAACCCUGUUCCCACAUCUGCCUCCAGCCUGACAACGUCUGGAGUUUCUCAGUAGAAGGUGGCCUGGUCAGGCAUAUGGCAUAGAUGGACAGCCAUUAGAGCCCGCUGCAGGCAGGGAGUCAGGUGUGUGAGCCUGUCUCCAGCUCACUCAAACCCUGCCUGGCUUUGAACUGUUGAACUUGUCAGCAUGUGUUGACCAUGCUAAUGUAUCCUUUUUGUAAUUGUUUGUACUACUCUUAAACAUAAUCAAGCCUUAAGGUAAAGGAAAUUAUUAUGCUAA
Messenger RNA from Peromyscus californicus insignis, 2383 nucleotides. RefSeq names its product G protein-coupled receptor 17 (gene Gpr17). The record is from RefSeq and is a predicted model, not a curated record. Gene Ontology annotation, molecular function: G protein-coupled receptor activity. Bases 359 to 1396 code for a protein of 345 amino acids. Gene Ontology annotation, biological process: positive regulation of Rho protein signal transduction; phospholipase C-activating G protein-coupled receptor signaling pathway. NCBI's taxonomy places the organism in Eukaryota, Metazoa, Chordata, Mammalia, Rodentia, Cricetidae. Gene Ontology annotation, cellular component: membrane. The transcript has 2 exons.